Molecule: messenger RNA, 1440 nt
Organism: Fraxinus pennsylvanica
Lineage: Eukaryota; Viridiplantae; Streptophyta; Magnoliopsida; Lamiales; Oleaceae
Source: the annotation of a GenBank genome assembly
AUGGGUCUCCUUACUCGCAAGUCACUCUUAUGUUUAUUCUUGAUGACAUCAGUAGUGUUCAUAUUAUCUUGGUUCUUCGUGUUAAGAUGGACUGGUCCGCAUCACUCUGUUGAUUUUACCACAUUACCAAAUUCCAAGCUUUUUGCAUUGGCUUACAAUGAGGAUUCUGAUGAAUACUCAGUAAUGAGUGCUUCAAAGGAUAAAGAAGAAGAAGAAGCAACUUGGAAUAAGCAUUCCAAGAAUUGUGAUCCUAUUAAGAAAAUUCUGAAGGUUUUUAUGUAUGACUUGCCCCCGGAAUUUCAUUUUGAGUUAUUGGGUUGGAAAGCCGAGGGAAAGAAUUUUUGGCCAGAUAUUCGUGCAGAGGUGCCUGAAUACCCUGGUGGAUUAAAUUUGCAGCACAGUAUAGAAUAUUGGUUAACAUUGGAUCUUCUGAACUCUGAAUUUGCUGAAAAUUUGAGUGGUCGUAGUGCUAUGAGAGUGCAUAACUCAAGUGAAGCUGAUGUGCUUUUUGUUCCUUUCUUUUCAUCCAUAUGCUAUAACCGGUUCUCAAAGCUUAAUCCUAACCAGAAAAAGAGUACUAAUUAUUUGUUACAGGAGAAAUUGGUUAAGUUUUUGAUGUCUCAGGAGGAGUGGAACAAGUCUGGUGGAAGAGAUCAUAUAAUAGUUGCACACCAUCCAAAUAGCCUUUUAGAUGCGAGGACGAAGCUGUGGCCUGCAAUAUAUAUUCUUUCAGAUUUUGGAAGGUAUCCCCCGACCGUAGCUAAUAUUGAGAAAGACGUGAUUGCACCUUAUAGGCAUGUUAUUAGAAGUUUUGUUGACGACUCAUCUGAUUUUGAUAGUCGUCCGACUUUGCUCUAUUUCCAGGGAGCUUUAUAUCGAAAAGAUGGUGGAAUAAUUCGACAAGAGUUAUUCUACAUGUUGAAAGACGAAACAGAUGUGCAUUUCUCAUUUGGUAAUGUCAAAAAAGACGGUAUCAAGCAAGCCACAAAGGGAAUGCACUCGUCUAAAUUCUGCCUCAACAUAGCAGGCGAUACUCCAUCAUCAAAUCGUCUAUUUGAUGCCAUUGUCAGCCACUGCAUCCCUGUCAUAAUUAGUGACGACAUUGAGCUUCCCUACGAAGAUGUUCUCGACUAUUCUGAAUUCUGCAUAUUCGUCCGUACAUCAGAUGCUCUCAAAAAGAAUUUCCUCAUAAACCUUAUUAGGAGCAUUGGGAAAGAGGAAUGGACAAGGAAAUGGAAAAGGCUGAAAGAGGUAGAAAACUUUUACGAGUUCAGGUAUCCAUCAAAGGACAAUGAUGCUGUUCAGAUGAUAUGGCAAGCUGUUUCUAGAAAGGUUCCAGCUAUUAAAAGGAAGCUUUAUAGGGCUAGGCGGUUUUCUCGUACUAUUGUCUCUAGACAAGGAGAGGUUAUGUCCGUCGAUAUCCCAAGAAACUUUUGGUGA